Messenger RNA from Fusarium poae, 1113 nucleotides. RefSeq lists its product as uncharacterized. The transcript has a single exon. The record is from RefSeq and is a predicted model, not a curated record. NCBI's taxonomy places the organism in Eukaryota, Fungi, Ascomycota, Sordariomycetes, Hypocreales, Nectriaceae. Gene Ontology annotation, molecular function: protein binding. Bases 1 to 1113 code for a protein of 370 amino acids.
AUGCUUCCGCCACUGAGUCUGGUCUACCAGGUUCUGUCCAACCCUCAGUCACCACCAUCAACUCUCCCUCUACAAAAGCAACAGAAGCACGACUGUUAUCUUCUCAACCUCCCUACCGAUGUUCUACAGUUGAUCGACAAACACCUUCCUUACAGCAGCCGAGUAUGUACCCGAUUAACAUGCUCAGCCUUGUACAACUCGCUCAAAAACCCAGUCAAUUGCCCUUAUUACUGUGAGCACCUUGAGUGUCUCGCUCUGAUUUGUCGACACCGACCUGACUGCUGGCUGGUUGAAACAAGGCCGUAUAUCAGAGAUGUACUGGAAAGCGAUAUGCCCAAUCCACCAAAAGUUCGUCCAGAGACUGGAUGUCCGUCAUGGUCGGAGGAGGCGAUAUACUUGUUUCAGCGCGGUGCCUUGAUGGCCGAGUUUAAGCACGUUCGGCUUGCCAUCGGAUACAGCCAACUCGAAACGAAGACCUGCCAGCAAGCGAGAUAUCUCAAACUCCUGUUGGAACCGUACAGAACGGUGUUCAAACCUGACUACAUGCCCGGUCCCCUGGGCAAAGCCCUGGAGUUGGGUUACUUCAAGCAGUACCCCAAAGUCGUCUCUGGCAGGUAUCUAACCUUUAGUCAGCGGCGUUUCAUAAACAAUCGCAACUAUACACCAGUGGAACUGUAUAAACUUGGAUGCUUUGGGGCAUGCAAGCAUCAAUACACAAAGCCAGAGCGAUACGAAGAUUUCCUGGCACGCCAGAGCCAGGCUAUGUGGAAGCGCUUCACCGAUGAUCAGACAGGUCCUAAGGGGCCGAAUCGGCGGCAUCCCGAGUGCAGCGAUCCUUUUUAUGAAUGCUUACGAAAUGCAUACUAUAUGCAUGGAAUUUGGUUCGAUGAUUUGUGUCCUUGGUGUCUUACUGAGUUUUCAGUGUGUGUAACAAAAUCAGGAGACCUGGUUAUAAACACUUGGAGAGAUUUGGGGAAUGCUGAUACACCUAUGAACAAUGACUGGUGGAACCAUCUUGACUAUUUCCCGCAUGCGAGAUGCGAUACUGGGCGAAAUCCUUGGGUAAUUCGAACUCGCUACGGGAAUGUUGAUGGGGGGUGUUUGGUUUUCUGA